This is a messenger RNA of Hyposmocoma kahamanoa, 501 nucleotides long. RefSeq names its product cytochrome b-c1 complex subunit 7-like (gene Uccr). Gene Ontology annotation, biological process: mitochondrial electron transport, ubiquinol to cytochrome c. The record is from RefSeq and is a predicted model, not a curated record. The transcript has 3 exons. Lineage: Eukaryota; Metazoa; Arthropoda; Insecta; Lepidoptera; Cosmopterigidae. The coding region runs from base 94 to 420 and encodes 108 amino acids.
AUGUCAAGUUUGUCCAGUGUCCUACCAACACAAAACCAGUCAAUUGUGGAAAUCAGUAAAAUUUUUGGAAAAGGGGGCUAAAUUUUAGUGAAAAUGGCAUUUAGAACAACUGCUGUUGUACGCAGUGGCCUGAAAAAAUGGGCCUAUAAUCUGUCGGGUUUCAAUAAAUAUGGUCUUUUGAGGGACGAUUUACUUCACGAGACCGAGGACGUGCAAGAGGCACUUCGCCGCAUCCCUGAGCACGUUGUUGAUGAACGCAACUUCCGUCUAGUGCGCGCAAUGCAACUUUCCCUCCAAAAAACCAUUCUCCCCAAAGAGGAAUGGACUAAAUAUGAAGAGGACAAACUCUACCUUACGCCUAUCGUCGAAAAGGUUAAGAAGGAAAGAUUAGAACGCGAGAAUUGGGAAAAAAAUUACUAAAUUGAUUGGUUCUUAGAUUAAGAGUAACUAUUAAUAUUUAAUAAUCAAUAAACUUAGCAUGUUAUAAUUUGGGCAGUUUCU